Messenger RNA from Plasmodium reichenowi, 442 nucleotides. RefSeq names its product reticulocyte binding protein 2b. The record is from RefSeq and is a predicted model, not a curated record. The annotation marks the transcript as partial. NCBI's taxonomy places the organism in Eukaryota, Apicomplexa, Aconoidasida, Haemosporida, Plasmodiidae. The transcript has a single exon.
AAAAAUCAGGAAACAAGCAAGAAAUGAAAUUAAUGAUAUAAAUAAUAUACAUUCUAAUAUUAAAACCAUUUUAACCAAAUCUAAAGAACAAUUAGAUGAGAUUAAGAAACAACCUAACAUUAAAAGACAAGAUGAUGUUUUAAAUAAUGAUAAAACCCGAAUAGCUUAUAUUACAAUACAAAUAAAUAACGGAAGAAUAGAAUAUAAUUUAUUAAAUAUAUUAAAUAUGAAACAUAACAUAGAUACUAUCUUGAAUAAAGCUAUCGGUUAUAUGAAUGAUGUAUCUAAAUCUGAUCAGAUUGUUAUUAAUAUAGAUUCUUUGAAUAUGAAUGAUAUAUAUAAUAAGGAUAAAGAUCUUUUAAUAAAUAUUUUAAAAGAAAAACAGAAUAUGGAAGCAGAAUAUAAAAAAAUGAAGAAAAUGAUGAUAACGAAGAAAAUAAUG